Molecule: messenger RNA, 2324 nt
Organism: Castor canadensis (American beaver)
Lineage: Eukaryota; Metazoa; Chordata; Mammalia; Rodentia; Castoridae
Gene: Mag
Product: myelin associated glycoprotein
Biological process (GO): cell adhesion
Cellular component (GO): plasma membrane
Molecular function (GO): sialic acid binding
Source: RefSeq, a predicted model, not a curated record
CGUGGAAUCAGAAGAUACAUCAACUCAGGGAGACCGAGCUCUGGCUCACUCACUUGCUGUACAAAAUGAUAUUCCUCACUGCCCUGCCCCUGUUCUGGAUUAUGAUCUCAGCCUCUCGAGGGGGCCACUGGAGUGCCUGGAUGCCCUCGUCCAUCUCGGCCUUCGAGGGCACGUGUGUCUCCAUCCCCUGUCGCUUCGACUUCCCUGAUGAGCUCCGGCCAGCCGUGGUGCAUGGUGUCUGGUACUUCAAUAGCCCCUACCCCAAGAACUAUCCCCCGGUGGUCUUCAAGUCUCGCACCCAAGUGGUCCACGAGAGCUUCCAAGGCCGCAGUCGCCUGCUGGGAGACCUGGGCUUGCGAAACUGCACCCUGCUGCUCAGCACCCUCAGCCCGGAGCUGGGGGGCAAGUACUACUUCCGCGGAGACCUCGGCGGUUACAACCAGUACACCUUCUCCGAGCACAGCGUCCUGGACGUCAUCAACACCCCUAACAUCGUGGUCCCCCCAGAGGUGGUGGCGGGCAAAGAGGUGGAGGUGAGCUGCAUGGUCCCAGACAACUGCCCAGAGCUGCGCCCAGAGUUGAGCUGGCUGGGCCACGAGGAGCUGGGAGAGCCCACUGUACUAGGCCGGCUCCGCGAGGACGAGGGCACCUGGGUGCAAGUGUCGCUGCUACACUUCGUGCCCACUCGGGAGGCCAACGGCCACCGACUGGGCUGCCAGGCCGCCUUCCCCAACACCACGCUGCAGUUUGAGGGAUACGCCAGCCUGGACGUCAAGUACCCCCCGGUGAUUGUGGAGAUGAACUCCUCCGUGGAGGCCAUCGAGGGCUCCCACGUCAGCCUGCUCUGCGGGGCUGACAGCAACCCGCCGCCGCUGCUGACCUGGAUGCGGGACGGGACGGUGCUCCGGGAGGCGGUGGCCGAGAGCCUGUAUCUAGAGCUGGAGGAGGUGACUCCCGGGGAAGACGGCAUCUAUGCCUGUUUGGCGGAAAACGCCUAUGGCCAGGACAACCGCACAGUGGAGCUCAGUGUCAUGUAUGCACCCUGGAAGCCGACGGUGAAUGGGACAGUGGUGGCCGUGGAGGGGGAGACAGUCUCCAUCCUGUGCUCCACACAGAGCAACCCAGACCCUAUUCUCACCAUCUUCAAGGAGAAGCAGAUCCUAGCCACAGUCAUCUACGAGAGCCAGCUUCAGCUGGAGCUGCCAGCAGUCACGCCUGAGGACGAUGGGGAGUACUGGUGUGUGGCUGAGAACCAGUACGGUCAGAGGGCCACCGCCUUCAACCUGUCCGUGGAGUUUGCUCCCAUGAUCCUCUUGGAGUCUCAUUGCGCUGCGGCCAGAGACACCGUGCAGUGCCUGUGCGUGGUGAAAUCCAACCCGGAGCCAUCCGUGGCCUUCGAGCUGCCCUCACGCAACGUGACUGUGAAUGAGACAGAGCGGGAGUUCGUGUACUCAGAGCGCAGUGGCCUCUUGCUCACCAGUAUCCUCACACUGCGGGGACAGGUCCAGGCCCCACCUCGGGUCAUCUGCACCUCCAGGAACCUCUACGGCACCAAGAGUCUGGAGCUGCCCUUCCAGGGAGCCCACCGACUGAUGUGGGCCAAGAUUGGUCCUGUGGGAGCUGUAGUCGCUUUUGCCAUCUUAAUUGCCAUCGUGUGUUACAUUACCCAGACACGCAGAAAAAAGAACGUGACAGAGAGCCCCAGCUUCUCAGCCGGGGAUAAUCCCCACGUCCUGUACAGCACUGACUUCCGCAUCUCUGGGGCACCAGAGAAGUACGAGUCUAAAGAGGUCUCUACCCUGGAAUGCCACUGAGAGCCCCAGGAGAGCGAGAGGCGCCUGGGAUCUGAGAGGAGACUGCUGGGGCUUCGGGGGGAACCCCCAGAACUGGACCUGAGCUAUUCCCACUCAGACUUGGGAAAACGACCCACCAAGGACAGCUACACACUGACAGAGGAGCUGGCUGAGUAUGCUGAGAUCCGUGUCAAGUGAGGAGGCGGGGCGGCCCAUGGCCACCCCUUCAGGACCCUCGCUGGCCCCCACUGGCUGCGGGCUCCCUUUUUCCUGAGAGUGGUGGGGGCUGGGGCGGGAAGGGACUGGGGCUGGUGACAGUGAGGUCUUGGGGGCCCGGCCUCCCCCUCCUUCCCAGUUGCCUUUCCCUACCAGCACCCCCCCACACACUACGGCUCCCCUCUCUCCUCCUCUAACCUCGUCUGUCUGGAGGGGAGCUCUGUCUGUCCGUGUUAUUUAUUGCUACCCUCUGCCUGGUCUCCUGCCCCCACACCUGGCCCCAGGACCUGUACAAAGGACAUAUUGAAAUAAAUG